GCUCCCAAAACCCUCGCCCCCACUCUCCCUUCCGGCGGCCAUCAGCUACCCCCCCUCCCCUCCUCCCCGCCGCCCCAAAACCCUCACCAGCAAAGACGCCGCAAAACUCACCAUGGCUCCGGGGGACACCGGCGUCGAGCAGCCGCGUAAGGCGCAUCGCGUGGCCAAGUCGGGCGCGAAGGUGCGGAAGAAGAAGGGCAAAUGCGCCGCCGGCGACGAUGAAGGGGGCGAGAGGAAGAACCCCAAGGCUUUUGCCUUCCGUUCAGCAACAAAGGCGAAGCGGCUACAAUCUCGGUCAGCAGAAAUUGAACAACGCCGUCUCCAUGUGCCAAUCAUGGAUCGCUCAAUUGGGGAACCACCUCCUUUUGUUGUUGUAGUCCAAGGACCUCCGCAGGUUGGAAAGUCGCUGCUGAUAAAAUGUCUAGUAAAGCACUACACUAAACAGAACUUGUCAGAUGUCCGUGGUCCCAUCACGGUUGUAUCAGGUAAAAGCAGGAGGGUGCAGUUCUUGGAGUGUCCAAGUGAUAUCAAUGGAAUGAUCGAUGCAGCUAAAAUAGCAGAUCUUGCUCUGCUGCUUAUUGAUGGUAGCUAUGGAUUUGAGAUGGAUACAUUCGAGUUCCUUAAUAUCAUGCAAGUGCAUGGAUUCCCCAAGGUAAUGGGAGUGCUUACACAUCUUGAUCAAUUUAAAGAUGUAAAGAAACUCAGGAAAACUAAGCAGCGCCUUAAGCAUCGUUUCUGGGCUGAGAUAAAGGAGGGAGCGAAACUGUUCUACUUAUCUGGUCUCAUUCAUGGAAAAUACACGAAAAGAGAAGUCCAUAAUCUUGCAAGGUUUAUAUCUGUUAUCAAACCCAUCCCUUUGAGUUGGCGAAUGGCACAUCCUUACUUGUUAGCAGAUAGAUUCGAAGAUGUAACUUCGUCAGAAAGUGUGCGCUUGAAUAGGAAAUGUGACAGAAAAAUAACGCUGUAUGGUUACCUUCGUGGAUGUAACAUGAAAAGAGGGACCAAGGUGCAUAUCACAGGAGCAGGUGAUUUCAGCUUGUCUGGUGUAACAAGUUUGGCUGAUCCCUGCCCUUUGCCAUCGGCUGCAAAGAAGCGAGGAUUACGUGACAAGGAGAAGCUGUUCUAUGCCCCAAUGUCUGGUCUUGGGGAUCUCCUGUAUGACAAGGAUGCGGUGUACAUCAACAUCAAUGAUCAUCUUGUUCAGUUUUCAAACACCGAUGACAACAAUGCAUCUAAGAAACAAGGGAAAGGUAAUGAUGUCGGUGUGGCUCUAGUAAAAACUCUUCAGAACACCAAAUACUCCCUUGAUGAGAAGUUAGAUCAGAGUUUUAUAAAUUUCUUCGGCAGACGGCCUGCUGCUCAGUCCGAAGACAGUGACAUGACAGGCAAUGCCAUUUCUUCAAGACAGAAUGACCAGGGAGAAGCUAACAUUUUGGCACAAGUAGGUGGUAAUAACCUUAGUAGUGCAGGCACCCUGGAGAGCAAUGGGCACUCUUCUUCUGAGUGCUCUAGUGAUAGUGAAGGUGACAAUGAUGAUGACAUUCAGCCAAGUGAUCAUGGCGUUGACUUGAGAGAAGAAGUGGAAUUUUGCAAUGGAAGAAUGAGGCGAAAAGCUGUGUCAGCUAAUUUUCAAGAUGACGAUGAUGAUGAUGAUGAUGAUGAUGAUGACGAUGAUGAUGAGGGUUCUGAUAACGAAGAUGAUAGUCAUAAUGAAGAUUCUGACGAUGACCACCUAUCUGAAGGUUCUUUAUCAUCAGAUGGUAGUGGAGAAGCUCUUGAUUCAGAUGAUGGAACUGAAAACACUUCGAAGUGGAAAAAGUCUUUACUUGCCAGAACACUGGCCAGACGGGGUGCCAGUCUAAUGCAACUUGUAUAUGGGCAAGCUUCAGCAGAACUAGACAAUGAUAGUGGCGAAGAAGGUAGCUCUGAUGAAGAAAUUUUUGUACCAAAAGGACAAAAAAAGCAAGUAAAGAACGAAUUACCAAGCUUUGAUGAUAUUGAUGCUGAGGAUUACUCUAAGUUCUUGAAAGUGGAGCUACGUGAUUGGUCUAACGAAGAUCUCAUCAAAAGCAUCCGUGACCGUUUUGUGACUGGAGAUUGGUCAAAAGCUUCUCUGAGAGGACGCGAGGUAGAUGAAAAUGGAGAGGGUGAUGAAGAAAUCGAUGGUGAUUUUGAAGAUCUGGAAACUGGUGAGGUGCACAAGAGCCAGGCUGCUGAAAGUGCAGCUGGGAAGCCAGGUGUUCAGAAAGAAGACGAACUAAAAGUUGAAGAACUAAGACUCAAGAAGCUUGCGCUUAAAGCAAAAUUUGAUUCAGAAUAUGAUGGAUCGGACCUCUCUGGCGAGGAAGUUGAUAACGAGAAGAAGAAAUCGAAAAGAGAGCAACCUGAUGCAGGGGGCUAUUUUGACAAAUUGAAGGAGGAAAUUGAACUCCGCAAGCAAAUGAAUGUAUCUGAACUCAAUGAUCUGGAUGAAGAUACCCGAGUAGAAAUUGAAGGAUUUAGGACUGGUACUUACGUCAGAUUAGAGAUACAUGGUGUGCCGUAUGAGCUAGUUGAGCAUUUUGAUCCUUGCCACCCCAUUCUUGUUGGGGGUAUUGGCCUCGGUGAGGAGAACACUGGAUAUAUGCAGGUUAGCUUGAAGCGCCACAGGUGGCAUAGGAAAGUGUUGAAGACAAAAGACCCAAUUGUUGUCUCUAUUGGUUGGAGACGUUUCCAAACAACGCCUGUAUAUGCAAUAGAGGAUCGAAAUGGCCGGCACCGCAUGCUCAAGUACACACCAGAGCAUAUGCAUUGCUUUGCUAUGUUUUGGGGGCCACUGGCUCCACCAAAAAGCGGUGUACUAGCAGUCCAGAGUCUUUCCAGCAAUAAGGUACCAUUUAGAAUUACUGCAACUGGUUGGGUUCAGGAAUUCAACAAUACUGCUCGAAUUAUGAAGAAGAUCAAGCUCACAGGCGCACCAUGCAAGAUAUUUAAGAAAACCGCCUUAAUUAAAGGGAUGUUCACAUCUGAUUUAGAGGUUGCUAGGUUUGAAGGUGCAGCAAUUCGGACAGUAAGUGGAAUCCGAGGACAAGUUAAGAAGGCAGCAAAGAUCGAACCAGGAGAUGCGUUAAGGAGAAAAGGGGAAAUUACGGAAGGCAUUGCAAGGUGCACAUUUGAGGACAAAGUUCUUAUGAGUGACAUUGUCUUCAUGCGAGCAUGGGUCAACGUUGAAGUUCCCACCUACUGUAAUCUUGUGACCACUUCUCUUCAACCCCGAGAUCAGAUGUGGCAAGGCAUGAGAACCACUGCUGAGUUGCGGAAGGCACACAACAUACCCAUUCCACACAACAAAGACUCGGUUUACAAGGGUAUUGAGCGGAAAGUGCGGAAGUUCAACGCCAUAGAGGUCCCUAGAAAACUGCAACCUUUGCUUCCUUUUAAAUCAAAGCCGAAGGAUAGACCUAAGGGCAAGAAAGGAUCAGCUGUGGACAUGAUACCGGAGAUUAUGAAUAUUGGCGAGAAGAAGAUACAUGGAGCUCUUCAACAGUUGCAUCUGUUAAAGCAUGAAAAGACGAGGAAGGAGAAAAUCAAGCGCGGGCUGCAGAAGAAAGCUCAUGAGGCGCAGAAAGCCAAGACUGAUGAGAUAACGAGGAAGCGGCAGAGGGAAGAUAGGCGUGAGAGAUACAGGGAAGAAGAUAAGAAAAAGAAGCGCGCCCGAAAGUAGGCGCGGAAGAUACAAGGGGUCUGUCUCUGCACGCGCGUUCCCAUCAUAGAAGCACCAGCCAGAGCGCACUGUCUACCCAAGACAUGUUACUCCACUGGCACGGCUGGCAGCAGACGACUCAUGAAACCUCUAGUAGCGAUCUAGUUGGAGAUGCAUGUGAUAUUGCUAGUCACUCGCAAAAAAUUAUGGGCAGUGACACCCUGUUCACCGAUAAGCGUGUGCCUCCGUGAAUUUUGUCACCCUUACGAGUGACUAGCUGGGAUCGUAUGUUGAAUUGUCAAGUUGAGAGAGAGAACAGUUGGCCAAUUUUGUUCUUCAGGUUUUGUAACGGUGGAGCUUUGAGAGUUGUUGACAUUGGUUCUGAUUGGCUGGUGGUUCUGCACACGUGGACCUGCCCUUGUAUGAUUGGCUACGUUCUUUUGCAUGCAACGUUUACAUAUAUGGCCAUAUGGGUUCCUA
Molecule: messenger RNA, 4162 nt
Organism: Aegilops tauschii subsp. strangulata
Lineage: Eukaryota; Viridiplantae; Streptophyta; Magnoliopsida; Poales; Poaceae
Biological process (GO): maturation of SSU-rRNA from tricistronic rRNA transcript (SSU-rRNA, 5.8S rRNA, LSU-rRNA); endonucleolytic cleavage of tricistronic rRNA transcript (SSU-rRNA, 5.8S rRNA, LSU-rRNA); ribosome biogenesis
Cellular component (GO): 90S preribosome; nucleus
Molecular function (GO): GTP binding; GTPase activity; U3 snoRNA binding
Source: RefSeq, a predicted model, not a curated record